AUGCCACCUUCCGAGCGUCGAAUACGAGGCAGACCGCGCAGGUGGACCAAGGAUGAGGACCGUUUACUCCUAGCGCUCGGCGAGAAAUUCCCUCAACGUGGACAGCUCCGGCAGCAUUUAACUGAUAAAGAGCUAGAGCUCCGAGACCAGUUCCCAGGGAAAACUAUUGCGGCUCUCAUGAUACAGCACAUGAGGCUAGUAAAGGCCAAAAGGGGAUCCAAGACAGAAAAUGGCUCGGCUGGGGUGGUGACAAGAACUCGUGGCAGCGCAGGACGGAAGGGGCCAGAGGAUAUUGGAGAUGGUGAAGCUUCCGACUCAGAGUCGGAUUCGGAGUCGGAUCCAGAUUCGGGAACAGAGAAUGAAGAGGAUCGGGAUACCGGAGCGGAAAAGUGCAGCGAUACAAAUAGCCAGAGGAGCGCUAUACUAGACCCAGUCAACGACGGAGAGUCAUAUCCGAUUACUUACCGAGCUGGGUCUUUCAUGUGCAAAAUGGAUCGACCAAGUCCAAGCCCAACAGAACAAGACGUAGGGUCUGGGUCCAGCCCCUCUCAGCUGUCACCGGCGGAGAUGGCUAGAGCCGGUGGACGGUUGUCAACGGCCAUGGUCCUGUACGGCAAUGCCACCAAGUAUCACCAAGAGAACCUAAUGAAGGAGCGUGAGCUUCUCUAUGCAAUUUCUGAGGCGGCCGACGAUAUCGAUGUGGCCGAGCAGCGGGUACAGGACGCGCGGUCACGCAGAGAGAAUCUGCGGCGAGAGCUGGAUGAGGUCAGAGAGCGGGUCAGGGUUGGUGCCGAAAUGGAUAGAGUGCUUCAAAGGCAGCUUCACCAAGUUGACUGUUAA
This is a messenger RNA of Aspergillus puulaauensis, 840 nucleotides long. RefSeq lists its product as uncharacterized. NCBI's taxonomy places the organism in Eukaryota, Fungi, Ascomycota, Eurotiomycetes, Eurotiales, Aspergillaceae. The coding region runs from base 1 to 840 and encodes 279 amino acids. The transcript has 4 exons. The record is from RefSeq and is a predicted model, not a curated record.